Manihot esculenta (cassava) is the source of this 4259-nucleotide messenger RNA. Its product is annotated as probable inactive receptor kinase At5g10020. Bases 872 to 3907 code for a protein of 1011 amino acids. Gene Ontology annotation, molecular function: ATP binding; protein kinase activity; protein binding. NCBI's taxonomy places the organism in Eukaryota, Viridiplantae, Streptophyta, Magnoliopsida, Malpighiales, Euphorbiaceae. Gene Ontology annotation, biological process: protein phosphorylation. The transcript has 3 exons. The record is from RefSeq and is a predicted model, not a curated record.
UUGCAUAUUGCAAUUUGGCAAUUAAUAAUGUAACAUGCUACCAGCACCCACCCACUGCUACCCUCUCUAUCUUUCUCUCUGGUUUUUGCUGUUCUCUCGCUCUCAGUCUCUCAGUCUCAGUCCCUUUGCUUGUUUUCCAUUUUUGUUAUGCUUGUUGGGUCUCUGAUUCGUCAAGAAUUCACUAUUCUUGGUUUUUUCUGGGUACCCAUUACCCACCCUGACCUCCAUUUCUAUCUCCACGUUGUGUUUUCUUGGUUGCGAAGCUCUGUCAGGUUCUUUAGCUUCCCCUCAUUUUAUUUCAACAACUUCAGUGUAUUUCUACGGACAUUUUGUUUCGUUUGUUUGAGCAUUGUUGUUUCCUUUAAUUCGUUUUUUGUACAUUGCUUGUAGAGACUCCAAUUCUUGUUCGCUGAGCUGCUUUUAACUGAUAAAAAGAUGUAGAUUUUUGUUAUGUUUCCCUGCUUUAUUUUUUUUUAUUGGUUUUCUCAUUCUUUUUUGUUCAUUUUAGCAAUUGGGUUUCUGCUCUUCCUCGUUUUGUGGUGCAAAAAUUUUGGUAAACUUAUUCCUUUAUUUCUUUUUUUCCAUUUCUGAGAAAAUGGGUUUAUGAUUUCAUCAAGUGUUGAGCUGUGAAGCUUAAUUUUUAUAUGUUCCCCUAUUGUGGUCUUUGUUUUUGUUCGAUGUCGUCUUCCAAUUGUCCUGAUAUUUUGACCAAUGCAUUUGAAUUUCUUGUAAAUUAGCCUUUUGUAAUAGUUGCUUUGAGGAAGUGGUUCAAUUUCUCACCAUCCCUCAUUCAAAUUGGAUCUUUUUAUUCAAUUUAUACUUCCUAUCUCCCUCUCUUUGAAGUUUGUAACUUUGGACAAGUAUUGAAACAAUGCCUAUAAUUUAUUUGGUGUUAUUGUUGCUGCUGGUAAAUGCUUUUGGACAAUAUGAUUUUGAAGCACUCUUGGAGCUCAAGAAGGGCAUUGAGAAAGACCCAUCUGGGGAAGUUCUUGUUUCAUGGGACUCCAAGUCCUUGGCAUCUGAUGGUUGCCCCCAGAGGUGGUAUGGGGUUGUCUGCAUUGAUGGCAAUGUACAUUCCAUUACUCUAAAUGACUUAGGCCUUAUUGGGAACUUUAGUUUCCCAGUUCUUACUGGCCUUAAAAUGCUUCGAAACAUAUCAAUUUUGAAUAACCAAUUGAUGGGAACUAUCUCAAAUGUUGGUUCCAUUCAGUCCCUUGAGUACUUGGAUAUUUCAUGCAAUUUGUUUCAUGGGUUUCUACCCACCACCAUUGUCAAUUUAAGGAAUAUUGUGCUUUUGAAUCUCUCUUCAAACAAUUUUCAAGGCAUGAUUCCCUCUGGUUUUGGUAGUCUUGAGAGGUUGAAAUAUUUAGAUUUGAGGGCUAAUAACUUUUCUGGAGAUAUAAUGAAACUGCUUUCCCAGUUGGGCAGUGUGGUUCAUGUCGACCUAAGCAACAAUCAGUUCUCUGGAUCAUUGGAUUUGGGACUUGGAGAUGACAGUUUUGUUUCAUCAAUUCAAUAUUUGAAUAUAAGCCAUAAUUCCUUGGUUGGAAAGCUCUUUGCUCAUGAUGGAGUUCCAUUUUUUGACAGUUUAGAGGUCUUUGAUGCUACUAAUAAUCAGCUAGAUGGUGAUAUACCUCCAUUUCAAUUUGUUGUCUCUCUUCAGAUUCUAAGGCUUGGAAGUAACCUGUUAUCAGGGUCUCUACCAGAAGCUCUUUUUGAAGACAAAUCAAUGGUGUUGUCUGAACUGGAUCUCAGCCUUAAUCAACUUGAAGGUCCAUUGAGAAGUAUCACUUCUGCAACUCUCAAGAAGCUAAAUUUAUCUUCAAACAAAUUGACUGGCUUCUUACCUGCCACUGUAGGACACUGUGCCAUUGUAGAUCUGAGUAAUAAUAUGUUAUCCGGAAAUGUAUCAAGAAUUCAGAACUGGGGAAAUUAUGUAGAAGAUAUUCAGUUGAGUAAUAAUUCGUUGACAGGGAGUUUGCCAAACCAAACUUCUCAAUUCUUGAGGUUGACUUCACUCAAGGCAUCAAACAACUCAUUGAAUGGUGAACUUCCAAUAGUUUUGAGCACGUAUUCACAACUACAAGUGAUUGAUCUUAGCCUUAAUUUUCUCAGUGGGUUCCUCCUUCCAGACCUCUUCACCUCGACAACAUUGACUCAUCUCAACCUUUCAGCCAACAAUUUCACUGGCUCAAUCCCUCUUCAGAAAGUACAAAGCUCCACCCAGAAUUUGAGCUUGAUGUCUCUUGAUUUGUCAUAUAAUUCCUUAGAUGGCAUUUUUCCCCGUGAAGUCAAUAAAUUCCAUAACUUGGUACUUUUAAACCUAUCCAACAACAUACUCAAAGGCCCCAUUCCAGGGGACCUUCCUGAUCAGUUGAAAGGAUUUAAUGUGUCUUAUAACAAUCUCUCUGGUGUGGUACCUGAUAAUUUGAGGCGGUUUUCUGAUUCAGCUUUCCAUCCUGGAAAUCCCUUCUUGAUUUUUCCUAACUUACAGUUGUCAACUGAAGGUGCUACAGAUAUGACUUUAAAGAAACGUAGAUCUCACAUGAAACCUUCAAUUAAAAUUUUCUUGAUAGCUGGUAUGGUUGGUACUGCAACUGUAGUAGCUAUUUUGUGCAUGCUUAUUUACUACUGGACCCGUUGGCAGACUCAUGGUAGGAGAAGUUUAAAAGGGGAUGAAAGACAUGAAGGUGUAUCACAGGAGCAUUCUUCCCUUUCUCAUUCCACCUCAAUUAACAAAAAUUUGGACAGAUCUUUAUCAUCAUUUAGUUUUCACCAAAGUCUUCAUCCAUCAUCACAGUUAGGUUCUGCAUAUUAUCCUGGGGACACAUCAUCAGCUCUGCAGAAGCCUACUGAUCAUCCUGAAUCAGUAAGAAAAAAUGAAGGAUUAUCUUCUCCAUUGUCAUAUUUUUCAUCUUCAAAUCCUUCACCUUCUAAAAGCCAACUUUCCUCAGAGCAUCCAGGUGUCCUCCAAGUAUAUUCUCCAGAAAAAUUGGCAGGAGAUUUACACCUGUUUGAUGCCUCCCUAAUGUUCACAGCAGAAGAACUUUCACAUGCUCCAGCAGAAGUUAUUGGAAGGAGUUGCCAUGGUACCCUAUAUAAAGCCACACUUGACUCUGGUGUUGUAUUGGCUGUAAAAUGGUUAAAAGAGGGAAUAGCAAAAGGGAGGAAAGAAUUUGCAAGGGAAGUAAAGAAACUUGGGAACAUCAGACAUCCCAAUUUAGUUUCUCUUCAGGGUUACUAUUGGGGACCAAAAGACCAUGAGAAGAUGAUUUUAUAUAACUAUGUUAAUGCACAAUGUUUGGCUUUCUACCUGCAAGAUACAGAGCCAAGAAAACUCCCACCUUUAUCGCUUCACGAUCGGCUCAGGGUUGCUGUUAAUGUUGCUCGAUGUCUGAGCUACUUACACAAUGAGAAAGCAAUACCCCAUGGCAACCUCAAAUCCACAAACAUUUUAUUACAACCUCCAAACAUGAAUCCACUGCUCUCAGAUUACAGUCUCCAUCGAAUACUGACAUCAGCUGGCACAGCAGAACAAGUUCUGAAUGCUGGUGCUCUUGGGUAUAGGCCCCCGGAAUUUGCAAGCUCAAGUAAACCCUGCCCAUCAUUAAAAAGUGAUGUCUAUGCAUUUGGGGUUAUCUUGUUAGAGCUCCUAACUGGAAAAGGUUCAGGAGAGAUCGUUUCAGGGGACCCAGGAGUAGUUGAUCUGACAGAAUGGGUAAGGUUAUUGGCCCAAGAAAACCGUUGUAGCGAGUGCUACGAUAAGCUGCUUCUUAAUGAACCAAAUGCAGAGGCACCCAGAAUUCUUGGUGAAAUGCUGCAAGUGGGAUUAAGAUGUAUCCUACCGGCAUCCGAGAGGCCUGACAUGAAGUCAGUUUUUGAAGAUCUCUCAAUGAUAGUAUUAUGAAAUGCCUCUCAAAUUGAACAGAAGUUCUAACUCCAGCCUCUGUCACUAAACCCAUUUUUAUCCUUGUAUUUAUUGGAGGGGUAUUGUUUAUGAUUGGUGUUUUUUGGCUGUUAAUGUGAAUAAUGGGCAUUGGAUAGAUAGAAUAUUGUUAGAUGCAGGAAAGGAAAUAAGAUUAUUUGUCCCCUCAGGUUGGUGGGUUAAUUCAUUCUUUUUAACCCUGUCUUGUCUUCUGAAUGUAAUUGUUAUUUCACCAUUUGAAAAAUUAUUCAUUUGCAUAUUCAAGCCUGCGCGAUGUAGCGGAUUAUAAAUUUAUCUUUCAAAUUAAUUUAUACAGAGUAUAUAUUAGUCCAGA